AAGUCAGACGAAUAAUACUCCUGUCACCUCCGAGCCGAAGCUGAUUUUUCUCUCCUCUCAUCACGUCGCUCAGUCCUAGCAUCAACAAUGCACUUCGCCUCUCUCUUCCUGAGCGCCCUGGCGACCACAGCCAUUGCCUCUCCAAUCGUCCACGUCAAGCGCGAUGCAACCAGCAUCAUCUCCAGCAUCUCGGCCAUAAGCGCUCAGAUCACCACCCUGAAUCACACCCUCAACACCUUCACGCCCGGCAACCUCAUCAACACCUUCACGGUCCUCAAGAUCCAGCAGCAGACCAAGCAGGUCGAAGAUGCCAUCAACGCCGCCAUCAACACCGCCGGCAAUUCCAAAAACCUCAACGCUGACGACUCCGGCAAAAUCGCCACGGCUUCGCUCGAUUUCACGCCAAAGACCUAUUCCCUGCUCGACAACUUGCAGCGCAAAAAGCCAGUUUUCGACAAGGCCGUUUUGGGUCUGGUCAGCGUGAGCUCCAUGGUGAAGGACAGUCUGCAGCGCCAGAAGCAGUUGAGUGCGUCGUUCAGCUCUACGCUCGCGUCGAAGCUGGCGGAGCCGUACAAGAGUCUUGCGCCGAUCAUUUCCGAUUCGGUUGCGGCUGCCUUUGACAAGGCGAUCAAGACGUUCUCCGCCCCGUCAGGAGGAUUGUUGGGUUGA
Messenger RNA from Zymoseptoria tritici IPO323, 669 nucleotides. RefSeq lists its product as uncharacterized. The transcript has a single exon. Bases 88 to 669 code for a protein of 193 amino acids. Gene Ontology annotation, cellular component: extracellular region. The record is from RefSeq and is a predicted model, not a curated record. NCBI's taxonomy places the organism in Eukaryota, Fungi, Ascomycota, Dothideomycetes, Mycosphaerellales, Mycosphaerellaceae.